AGUGUCGCUUUCGUCUUUUUAUUUUUCUUUCUUCCAUGACGUUUUGCAUUUGCUUUUGUUUCGGCCAAAAAUCAUCUGCAUCUCCGCCGCUGGACCUUUCUCCGGGCCAGCCCGAUCGUAUCAAUCUAUUAUAGCGCUCUGAUCUGACGCGGACGUCGCCAUUGUAUACUUACCAGUACCACAGUUGCCUAAAAGGAACCUCGUCAUGCCGUCAGCGUCACCUGCGUGUGCGCCUGCCUUGUGCCGCCACGCGGCCCAGCACCAGCAAGGACGUCGGUUAUGUCAGUUGCAUGGUUGUGGUUCUUCUUCAUCUCGUUGCCAUGUAUUUGCCCUACGGACAAACCCGGUCGUGAAAACUUUCCUGCCAACAUGUGGAGCGCGAAGUUGUCGUUCGUUCUCUUCCUCUUCGUCCGCGAUGGACAAUAUUGGAGGCACUAGUCUCAGCGAUGAGCAGGAUGCUGCAGGAGCUGGAGUUGUGCCAGCGGGAACGGAAGAUAAUAAACCACCUGGGACCGCAGAAAAUUCGAACGACACCAAUCUCGCGGAGAACAACGACAGCAAGCCCAAGCCUCCUAAGAAGAGCGUCGUCUUUCCGCGCGCUACCGCCGCAGCUGCCGACGGCGACCGGUCGGGGAUCACAAACUAUUAUCGCGCAAAAGAUAAAGCUGAUGAUUUGCUGAACCAGAGGGUGAUGGCCAUGGUGGCUGCGGUGCCCGCGAGAUCCAGCGGGUCCCUUUCCGAAGUUGUUUUCCAGCCGCGGAGAAACGUGAACCGGCACACACUGUACCGGAUCACGCAACUGCGGCGGACCAAGCGGUACUUGUUGGCGCGCCUGAAAGAGGUGGAAGAGCAACAUGUGGAGAAAAUUUCUAGCACACAGGCGGUUGAAGGUGAUGUUGACGAUGAAGGCGGAGGUGUAGUGGUAGAGCAGCGCGACCGCGAGGUGGAAAUAAAAUCAGAGAAAGAUGAAAGUGAGAAGAGCGGGGAUCAUGGUGGCGUUGCUCAACGAGGGGACGAUAAUGAUAAUCUUCACCUGCUGGACGACCUCUCAGCACAGACCUCAGAAUCGGAUGCCGCCGCUGCUAGUGAAGGCGAAAAGUGGUCACAGCCACAAGCAGAAGUACUUCUACCUACGGCCAGUAAGAACGGCCCGUCCUCCGCGGGAAGACCGUCGUUGAUCAACAUCACUCCCGAGGAGAUACAGGAGCGCUUGCUGGAAGUGGAGACGGAGCUUCGGCUACUCGGGGUAGAGGACGGAGACGUAGAAGUGGGUGCGGACGAAGGAGGGCGUCGACACGGAAUCGAUGUUGAAAUGAAUCAUAAUGAAGAUGACCACAGCAUCGACGAUGCAUCACACGACGACCACACACGUUCCUACCCCCCGACCGCGGAGCGGUACCUGCAGGAGCGUUUGACAGCACUCGCUGGCGAACAGCAAUGUAAAAGUCUACUUCAUGGAAGAAAGUCCUCCUCUGCGAAAUCGAAAAAUAAUUCUAAAUCUCUUUGGUCUCGCGUCCGCGACUACAGUCGGUUGCCCAUGAUCAUGACCAACCGGCGCUGCGACAGGGACGCGUUCGUACUGCUCGACAAGCAGAGAGAAGAAACAGUGAUCGAUGAUGAACAUGUUGAUCAAGUAGGUGGAAGCGGCGCUGCAGUUGGUGCAAUUACAGGCUCUUCAGCUGAUGAAGAACGACGAGAAGAUAAUACAGAGAAGACGACAGCCUCAGCCACUUCACAUACGUCGACUUCUUUGUUGGAGCGGCGCUUGCACACACUGUACACGAUGUCCAAUUCACAUGGUAUCAGCUGGGACGAUAUGAACUGCAAAACAAGUAUCGUACUCGUAUAAAUGCAUUACAAAUUAGCUCAGCGUGAAAUAUUAAAUUUGUCACGCUAAAUUACAUAAAAAAAUCAGAUUUGUCAUGCUAGUCUGGCAUUUAUACGAGUGCGAUACUUUUGCAUUUGAUAGACGAACUUGACGAAGAGUACCUGCGAUGGGCGCACGAGGGCCAGAGCCGCGCCCACCAGUGGAACAAGCUGGUUUGGCCGCCCGCGCUCAACUACUCGAGUGACAGCGCCGUCACAGCGGCGAGGGAGGCGCAGAAGGUAUGCAUUGCAAAUAUGUCGGGGUCUGGAAGGCUGCAACUUGCAAUGCUGUCUCUGGAUUCUGAAAAAAGUUGUAUUGCAUGACCAGCAAGAGGAUUCCAGCUUGUGCUACGCGGAGAGGGCAUUUCUCAUGCGGUAGAGGUAUCGCAAAGCGCUCUAAGAAUCUGUGAUGCUACGGCAUGCAUCACAGACAUCAUGGGUCAUGGAAAAUAUGCAUGACAAAUCUAGAAAUCUAGAAAUCUUCCAAGACCCAGACACUUUUACAUUUGAUAGAAGGAGGCGAAGAACGAGAAAAACCUGGAGGAGGACGUUUUCUCCACCCAACUGGACAUUCCUACUGCAUCAACGCGAACACCUGUAUCAAGUGGGUUGAACAAUGCUACUGGACCUGACCAUGGGGAGGACAGCGAGGUCGACAGUCUUGAGGAAGACAGAAGACACGAUUGCUUCAGUGCUACCAAGACAGCUUCUGGGUCGACGCUAAACGAAAACAAGCCGAAAAGAAAAAAGAUCGACUACACCCCGAGAAUUCGCUCGAUGGAGGAAGAGCUGCUGUCGCAGGUCCGCUAUGCAGCCUGGUGGCGCGCGACGAAAGUGAUCGAGGCGCGGAUUCGCGAGCGGAAAAAGCGGGAGGAAAGCUACGAAAUCACGGAAAUGCAGAAGCAGGCGAUGGUGUCCGGCUUGCGGCGGGCGACCCUGCACCGCUGGAAACAGUUGUACCUGAAAUGGUACCGGCCGGGGCAGCUCGUGCGGCACCUGCGGGAAAUUGUGUUGCUCAGACAAAACGAACGCGAACUCGCGGAACGGGUGGGCGCGGCCAACAACCGUCGACGUCGUUCUGCUCAGGUGGCGUGAGGAGUUUUCUGCUGGACAAAGAUGAAAGUUCUUUUUUUUUCGAAGAUGAGGAACUGCUCAUGAUGAAGUGGUGCGUAGUGGACUCUAACUCUACGCACAUUUUUAAUGCAGCACAUUUAUGGAGUUAGAGUAUGCUUCUACAACAACUUGCGCUUCCCCUUCCCCUGUUCAUUCAAAAAAAAUGAUUUAGGGACAAUUUUUCGACCCUUGAGAAGAUGCUGGAACAGUGCCGGAGAUGAACGUUAAGACUGAAGACAUGCGAAAAGUAAACAACGGGAGCUGCGUAUUGUUGUUGAAGAAGCCAAUGCUGUAUGCAAAGUUUUGAAAUGAUACCUGCUCUUGCAAGGGCGGUGGAUUUGCUGAUGGUGCUGGUGGCACAGCAGAAGUUGCAAAGCUCCUAGUCGUCUAGACGAGCAACACUCGUUUAUCGUUUUCGCUUUCUUCUUUCCUUUUCCUACUAGACAAGGAUGUUGAUAUCUGUUGACGCACAACAUCCUUGUGUAUUCGUAAUUUUAGCCCGUUGUUGUAGCGAUCCGAGCAUGUUGUGGCAGUUCCUGUCGCAGAAAAAGCACUAAUUUGCUUUUAUGUAUUUCAUUGUUUUUGAUGAACAUGAAUUUCAAAAUUUACCAAAUCCGAAAAGGGCAGUACAUUACACCAAGUCUCUGCAUGGAACAAACUGAAGAGAACGGUCAGCACCCUCAUGACCAUCUUUCCGUACGUUGCAACUAUUUCAUUCCUGAAGUCCUGCCAUAGCCAUUUGCACAACCACAAGCACAGAUUGACGACGUA
Molecule: messenger RNA, 3750 nt
Organism: Amoebophrya sp. A120
Lineage: Eukaryota; Dinophyceae; Syndiniales; Amoebophryaceae
Source: the annotation of a GenBank genome assembly